AUGAGCUCAUCUCACAUUUGGAAUUGCUCGAUAUGCGGAUGGCAUGUGGACCAAUCCGGCGGGUAUGCUCCACCUCUCCCCGGCCCACCGCCGAACGCCUACAACCCUCACUACCAACCCAAUUAUGGUCCACCCCCUGGUCAACAGCAAUGGGCACAGUCACAUCCCAAUUCAUUUCAAGGUCAGCCUGGGCAGUAUCAGCAACCUGGCUACGGCCCGCAACCCGGAUAUGGCCCACAACCUGGAUAUGGCUACAAUCCUGGGAAAUAA
Molecule: messenger RNA, 270 nt
Organism: Rhizoctonia solani
Lineage: Eukaryota; Fungi; Basidiomycota; Agaricomycetes; Cantharellales; Ceratobasidiaceae
Exons: 3
Coding region: 1-270 (89 amino acids)
Source: RefSeq, a predicted model, not a curated record